AAAGUCCCGAUUGCCCAGCGCGCUUGAGGUGUUUGCGACGGCGACCGUUCCCUGGAAGUGAAGCUUAAUCUACAGGGACUGUAUGCCAAUGGAUCAUGGACCAUAAGUUACUGAAUGAUGAUGACUAUGUCGAGAUACAACAAUUCCUCGGCGCCGUCAAUGUCCGACCAGUGCGCUUCGAGUUGUCACCGCGCCGCGUCAAGUCGAUCACCGGCUCGUCGACGCCCCAGGAUAUGUCAAUCAAGUCAUGGCAAGCCGAUAUAGAGGAGGAACCUGAUACGGAAUGCUUUUUGAAGAUGUGCGAUCCGCAAGACUCGCGAUCUGUUAGUCGCCUGCAGCGCGAAUAUUCUGUUCUUGGUCAGUUGAACGUCGCGGGCAUGAAAAACAUUUUCAAGCCUCGGGAUACACAAGUUCUCAGCUGCGGCUUCUUUUGCGAGUUGACCAGCGAAUACCUCAAAGCAGGUUCCGAUCUGUGUACUCUAGGGCAAUUAUUCGAGACUGAUCUGCUGGACUACUCAUCGCCAACCUCCAUCGACUACCUUCUCUCCAUCGCCAUUGAGAUCGUUGAACUACUCAAGAACCUACACAAUCACUCCGUGCGCCACGGAAAUAUCUCUCCGGAAUGUAUCUACUGCAUCAAGCAACCUCAUGAACGGGGACAAUACCCACCUAAACUACCUAUCAUGAUCUUGGACGACUUUGCAAGCGCUACAUUAUUUGAAGAACAUACUAUAGGCACAGUUAACGCCGAAAGCGUACCUCUGCCGGUCACUGGAGAGACUCAUCUGGCUUACAUAGCACCCGAACUUACCGGUCACUUCAAUCGGCCAGUCGAUCACCGAAGUGAUCUCUACUCACUGGGGAUUUUUCUAUACGAGCUUUUCACACGGGUAUUGCCGUUCUCUGGGGAUGAUGCCCUUAAUAUCAUGCACGGGCACCUCAGCCGCUAUCCUGAUCCUCCGUCAAAGUUGAACAAAGCUCUGCCUAAAGACAUUGACCGCAUUGUUUUAAAAUUACUUCGAAAAUCGCCAGAUGACCGUUAUCAAUCCGCCGCCAGUCUACUUUACGAUCUCAACUGCGUGCGAGAUUUCCUCCGCGCGGAAUCGUACGAGAACGCAAGAAAGGCAAAGGAUUUCGAAGCUGGGAGAGUUGACGCUAUGGCACGGUUCGAGAUACCUCAGGGUAUAUACGGGAGAGAAAAGGAACUUGCAGCACUGUUUGGUGCUUACGCACGAGUUUCACAAACGGAGAAGAGCGAGCACGUAUCCAUUCAGGGCUACAGCGGAAUGGGCAAAUCGAGACUACUGCGCGAAGUCCAACUUAUGUGCGGUCGAAAGGGAUCCAUCUAUAUGCUGUCGAAAUAUAAUCAGUAUGGCCAGAAUAUUCCUUUCGCUGCGAUCUUGAGCGGCUUAUCUCAUAUUGUGGGUGACUUUCUGACGCUAAAUCAGGCUGGUGUUGCAAAAUGGCGAGGUACUCUAAGAGAAGUCGUUGGAGAUGAAGCCAGGGUGAUUACGGAUUUGAUCCCUGAUCUGGAGAUCUUGCUCGGGCCGGACUGGGUUACUACACGACCACCACUGCCAGAGCUAGGGCCGUCCAGUUCUCAACAGCGCUUCAAACGUGUUCUAAAGUCGAUGCUGACGCGGUUUGGAGAAAUCGGGCGACCUUUCGUGAUCUUCAUUGAUGACGUCCAAUGGGCAUCUGACGCUGAUUUGCAACUGAUUGCCAGUCUUUUUUCCAAGGUCGAAAAUUCACCUAUGGCAAACGUUUAUCUUCUCACCGCGUUCAGAGAUAAUGAGGUUGACGAGAAGCAUGUCGUGAAUAGUGUUUUGCUGAAAAGCCUCACCCCAGACACGCGAUUGACAAUCCUCCCUGUUGCCUUCGAGGCUGCGAGUAACUUCAUCUCUGAUACCCUACACAGAUCACGGUUAUCGGAACUAAGGCCUGAGUGUCCGGAAUAUGAGGAGAUUGAAGCAUUGUGCUCUGCUAUUCAGAGAAAGACUCUGGGAAAUAUUCUGUUCAUUGCACAAACCCUCAAGAGAAUAUACGAGCAAGACGGAUUCAAGUUUGACUUUCAGGCGCUCAAGUGGACCUGGGUUCCGGACGUCGUGUCCAAUGUAGCCAUCCCUGCAGAUGUUGCUGCUCUUGUCAUUUCGAGGAUUGAGUCGCUCGGUCAAACUAAGGUCGUGCUGAAGGUUGCUGCGUGCCUUGGUGUCGACUUUGACAUCACUAUUCUCGCGAAAGCCAUGGCGGUGGAUGAAGAUGAAGCCCGUAGAAGACUUUGGCCGGGCAUUGAAGCAGGGCUUAUCGAGCGAGCGUCGACUAUGUCAUCGCAUGUCAGACGGCACAGGAGAAUCACAGACAGUAGCGGACAACAAACUUCGAGUACUAACGAGGAUACAUCCGCAGAAGAUUCAUUCGGGGCAUCGUCCAACACCCUGAAUGUGCCCAUGGAUGUCGCCGUUGUCGGCGAUGACAAAGAGAAUACUGGUGCAGAGAGGUUUCAUUUCUUUCACGAUCGAGCCCAACAAGCGGCAUACGCUCUGAUUCCUGACACUGAGAAGUCUGCCUUCCAUUUGGAGAUUGGAAGGCAUCUCCAGAAACAGCUGACGGCAGCGCAAAUGGAUAUCUACUUGUUUGUACUCUGUACACAUUUAAAUUUCGGGUCACAGUUAAUGACGGAAUCACAAGAGCGCGCGCAGCUCUUGCAGUACAAUAUUCGCGCUGCUCGAAGAGCAUAUAAAGGCACCGCGUUCUUUGCUGGCCUGCAGUUCAUCCAAACUGCCGUCGAUCUCCUUCCCGCGGACGGUUGGCAGUCACAUUACUGUUUGGCAGUAGACGCGUAUUUUGCUCUAGCUGAUAUGACAUUCAGUCUGGCAAGAUAUGAUGAAGUCCGGGAUAUUUUGGACGAACUGAACGGUCGUAUAGCGAGUGGCUGCAACAAAGACCGGUUGCAACUCUUGGCUCGUCGCUCAGCAGUGUGUAUUGCCAUGGGUGACUUCCCAAAGGCACUAGAAGCGCUAGGCUCUGCAUUGACGCUAAACGGCUACUUCUUCUCAACACAUGAAGAAACUCGGAUUGAAGAGGAGAUUUCAGAGUUAUGGAAGCAGUGUCCAGCGACAGUCGAUGGCGUACAUGCUUUGCGUGAACUCCCCGUUAUGGAAGACCCGAUAAUUCUGGCCCUCUUAGAUGUCUUAGUAUCUACGAUCCCUGCUCUCUGGCAUGGGCAUCCCCUUUCGAUGACCUUGGCCAUGCUCACUGCUUUAGCCAUCUUCCGCAAGCAUGGAAACAAUGCUGCCGGUACUGCUUGUUACUCAUUGCUGGGGCUUUUAAUGUGCGCACCAACCUGCACGAACUACUCGAUUGCAUUGGGCAAUGCCUUUGGGGAUGUAUCAGAGGCUGUGCUGCAAGCUGUACCCGAUGUGCCUGAUGCUGAGUCUACUCAUGUAAUCAAAGGUUGCUUGCGUUACUGGGUGCAAGACUGGAAGGCGAUCAGGGAUUUCGAUGUCGCGGCUGAUCUGGCGGAACAGGCGUACAAUGGUCCUUACCUCGCGUAUGCCUGCGUGGAUGGUGCAUUGGGGCUGCUUUUCAGUGGAGUGCCGCUUGAUGAAGUCGAACGGAACCUUAGCAGAGUCGUUGACAAAGUCAGGGUUCACCGUCAAGAUAUUGCCGACCUUUGGGUAGGCCCAACGCUGCAGAUGAUGCGUAAUCUGAGCUCCAAAGUGAACGAAACGGAUACGGAUAGCAUCUGUAUGCUCAAAGGUGACGCAUUUGAUGAGGAUGUUGGACUCCCGAAAAUGGUCAACUCGGGUUACAUGUCACACCAAUUCCUCUUCUGGACAAUGAAGAUGCUGAUAGCGUCCCUGAUAAAGAACACGAAUCGGGUACAGGAAGCAUAUGAAAACUGUCUGAAGCUCAAGUCCUCGGCUUUGGGGCUGGUACCCCAUGUGCCUUUUGUUCAUUAUUCAACUUGGCACAUUCUGGAUCAGAACCCCAUGUUAUCUCCAGAACAGUUGGCUACCGUUGAAGAGAAUGUGAAAAUGUUCAACGAUUGGGCGGAGCACAACCCCGUCAGUAUGUGCGGUAGAAAGCUCUGCCUGGAGGCGGACGUACUUGCCCAUCGCGGUCAGUAUCUUUCAGCUCUCGAUGUGUACGACCAAGCCAUUGUGCAUGCGAAACACAACAAUCACAUUCAGUUGGUAGCUUUGGUCAACGAACGUUGCGGUGAUAUGCUCACACGGCGUAGGCAUACCAAGCUUGGUUGGGGUUAUCUUGCGGAAGCCUACGAGUACUUCGUCAAGUGGGGCUGUCUACCCAAGGCCAGAAGAUUACUCGAUGAGCACCCAGAGCUUCGCCUGUUCAGUUCUCCUCACCCCAGCAUUCCCGUUCAUUUGCCGCCUCUAACAGCUAUUGAUGCAACCGGCAACAAGGGAGUUUUGCAGAAAGGCACUGCGAAUCACGAGGAUCUGUUCGUACAAGUGAAUGCGAAGGCUCCAUUCAACGCCGUUGAAGAACCUUCGGAUUCGAUUUCUCCCACCCAGUUAGACCUACUCGCGUACUUCCGAGCAGCAUUGGCUAUAGCCAAAGAACCAAAGCUCGAGAAAGUAAUCGAGAAGAUUCUCAGAAUUUUGAUUCAGGUUAGUGGGAGCGACUACUGCGCUUUAGUUCAGCCAAGGGAUGGUGAGCUUCACGUUGUUGCUACUGGGGACGCAUCCUCCACAGCUAUCCAUCAGGAUCGCCUCGCCUGUACCGGUGACCUUGUCCCUCCGUCUGUCGUGAACUACGUAUCCAGGACGCAGAACAUGGUGUUUAAGACUUUGGAAGAUUACCAAGAGACGGACGACGCCUAUAUUUCAAAAUUGCUUCCAGACAAAUGCAAAUCCUUGAUGGGAAUACCGCUGGUGAGUCAGGGAGCUUUCACUGGCCUUGUGUACUUGCAAAAUGAUCAUGUAUACUCUGCGUACGGAAAGCAGCGUCUGGACUUGCUUACCACUAUCGCAACCCAAGCAACGUUUGCACUUGAGAACGCCACAUUGCUACAUUCCAUCGAAGAAGCGAACAAGCAAUUACGUGAGCGUACGGCAGAGAUCGAAGAGUAUGCUCAUGAUCUCGAAGUGCGUGUGCAACAGCGGACUGAAGAAUUGCACGCAAAGAACCUGCAUCUCGAAGAUCAAAUCAGAGAAAGAGAGAGGGCCCAAGUGCUCAUGAAAGAAGCCAAAGAAGCUGCAGAGGCAGCAGCUGCCGUCAAAUCUCGUUUCCUGGCUACCAUGUCGCACGAGAUCAGGACGCCGUUUAACGCGAUCCUUGGCAUGGCAACCCUCCUUUGCGAGAGCGGGCUCAAUCCCUCGCAGUUUGAGUAUGCUGAGACGAUCCGCACCUCAUGUGAAGAAUUGUUAAGCCUUCUCAAUGACGUUCUUGAUAUUUCAAAAAUAGAGAACGAGAAGCUUGAGCUGGAAGUCAGAGAUAUGUACCUCCGAGACACGAUCGAAGAUUCUGUGUCUACUCUGGCCCUCAGCGCUAGCAAGAAGGGUUUGGAGCUAUGUUAUUUCAGCCAAGUUGAUGAGCUGGUGGAUCCUUGUACUGGUGACCCAACGCGAUUGCGACAAGUUGUCCUCAAUUUGUUAUCGAACGCAGUCAAAUUCUGUCGCACUGGUCAUGUAAUUGUGCGAAGCAGUGCCGCUGUAGCCCGCACAGUGCCCGAUGGACAAGUGUGGAAGGUACAUAUCUCAGUCGAAGAUACCGGUAUUGGUAUAGCAGAAAAUCGUCAUGACAAGAUAUUCUCGUUGUUCUCCCAGGUGGAUUCAUCCAUCACUCGGGUUUAUGGCGGAACAGGCUUGGGACUCGCGAUUUCAAUGCGAUUGGCUCAAAUGAUGAAUGGCGAUAUCACGUUUGAAUCGGUGCCAGGGCACGGAUCGACUUUCCAUUUCACGUUUGAAACGCAUGUGUCGUUCAAUCGUGCUAAGCGCGUUUUCCGGUUUAACGGGGUUGCUUAUAAGCGAAGUGCUUUCGGUAUUUUGAACUCUGCGUUAUUGUGUGAGGAACUUGAAUUGCAUCUCACGGCGAUGAAGAUCCCCCAUACAUUAACUUGCGAUGAUUCUUACGAUUUGAUGGCGCUCAAGGGCAAGGUGCAUCCUGUGCAAUGGAUAUUCCUCGAGCAAGGCUCCCCUGUUCUGGAGAAAUGUGCUCGAGAGUUCCCCGAAGCAUCAUUCAUCCUCAUUCGUGGCACAGCCGAAGAGGCGCCGGAUCGCUCGCUAUUUGACAAAAUGGGAAUUAACUGUUCUUUGUUGGUUCGUCCAUCACAGCGACGCAAGCUGUAUGAAGUCAUGGGACAAUCCUUGCAGUACGUCACCGCAGAGCAAAAGGGCACACAGACUGCUGAACCACUUUCCUCCUGGAGCCGCCCUACGACGCCAUCUAAGAAGCUGUUUGAUCCGGAGUUCGCCAAGACCACCCCUCUGCGCAUCCUACUCGCCGAGGACAACUUAGUGAACGUUAAAGUUUGCCAAAAGAUGACAGCAGGUCUAGGGUAUGCUAUCGAUGUUGUGUAUGAUGGUCAACAAGCCAUCGAUAAAUGUAAGGAGAAGCAGUACGAUAUGGUUUUGAUGGAUGUCAACAUGCCUGUUUGUGAUGGACUGACAGCGACGCGUUCGAUUCUCGCAUAUCACAAGGAUCAGCCUGAUCGACAAUCCCCGGUCAUAUGUGCUGUUACUGCGGAUGUCGCUGCCGGGGCGUCUGAUGCAUGCAUUAAGGCAGGCUGUUCGUUAUAUCUUACCAAACCAUUAAGGGUACCGGCAUUGAAAGAGGCUUUAUUACGAGUGAGCGAGCGCCUGAAAGAACGGCGGCAAUGAUGGGCUAGGAUUUCCAUGUGAGCAGGGUAGUGACCAUUGAGCGUGUUCGCAGCAAGUCUUGUUUGACGAUGCGGAGAACAUGCUGCUGGUUCGUGGGUGGAUUUAUUGAGUGUGAGACAUUUGGAUAUAAGAGCAGUGCCAAGUGUUAUGCCGGCUGCUUACCUAUAAUUGUUGGACAAUGGGUCUGCAUCUUGAGAAUAAGUAUGUAAAGUACCUACUGGUGUAUUGGAGGCUUGUUUAAAGAAAAAAUUCGCAUAUGAAAGGCAAGGCGUUGAGGAUCGGCUUCGGGUUGACGGGCGGACGGGCGGACGGGAUAUAUGAUAGAUACCUAGCUAUACAGUGACGUUU
Saitoella complicata NRRL Y-17804 is the source of this 7193-nucleotide messenger RNA. RefSeq lists its product as uncharacterized. The record is from RefSeq and is a predicted model, not a curated record. Gene Ontology annotation, biological process: phosphorelay signal transduction system; protein phosphorylation. Bases 96 to 6845 code for a protein of 2249 amino acids. NCBI's taxonomy places the organism in Eukaryota, Fungi, Ascomycota, Saitoellomycetes, Saitoellales, Saitoellaceae. Gene Ontology annotation, molecular function: phosphorelay sensor kinase activity; ATP binding; protein binding. The transcript has a single exon.